Messenger RNA from Ostertagia ostertagi, 1911 nucleotides. NCBI's taxonomy places the organism in Eukaryota, Metazoa, Nematoda, Chromadorea, Rhabditida, Trichostrongylidae. The record is from the annotation of a GenBank genome assembly.
AUGGCAACCGAAUUGAAAAAUGAGAGAGAAAGCAUGCCGCCGCAGAAACGGUUCCGACGCAACGAACAUGCUGAUCCUACGAAUCCUGCGCCAUCCCCUGUGGUUCAUGUCCGCAAUCUACAUCCAAAGGUAACUGAAGCGGAUUUGAUAGAAGCACUCGGGACGUUCGGUUUAAUUUCAUAUGUUACUGUGGUACCAGCACAAAGGAUGGCACUGGUAGAAUUUGAAGAUAUAAAAGCCGCUCGAGAUUGUGUAUCGUUUGCGGCGUCUAAUCUCAUAUUCGUUGCUGGAGAGGCAGCUUUGUUCAACUAUUCUACUUCGCAGAAUGUGCAACGAUCGGGAUUUGAAUCAGAGAACCCCUGCAAAGUGCUUGUCGUUACUGUGUACAACACGCAAUCACCCAUUGAUGUUCAUGUAUUCCAUCAAAUCUGCAAGCCGUAUGCGAAAGUUGUGAGGAUAGCAAUUGUUCGCAAAUCCGUUAUGCAAGCCCUAGUCGAGUUUGAGAGUGCCGAGGACGCGAGGAAAGUAAAGCAUGCAAUUAAUGGUGCCGAUAUCUAUUCAGGAUCUUGUACAUUGAAAGUUGAAUUCGCGAAGCAGGGAUAUGUGAAGAUCACUCGUCAAGAUGCAGACCAGUGGGACUACACCCUUCCUGAAGGGUUGCGUGGUUAUGAUCUAUGGCGUCGACCAAGAGAAGUUAAACUGCGAAAAGUUGUUCAACUUGUUAUGUCAAUAUGGAAAUGUUCUCAGACUAGCAAGAAAGACACAGCAAUGGCAGAACUUGGAACUCCUACGGCUGUGGAUAACGCUAUGAAGUAUUUGCAAGGGAUUACGUUAUUUGGAUUGACGCUGCAACUGAAGCGAAGCAUGCAAACUGCUGUGAAGGAUGUGACUGUCCCAUUCGAUCUUCCCGAUGGAUCCUCAGCGUUCCGUGAUUUUUCGAUGUUAGCUCUACAGCGCUUCUCAACACCAGAUGCAGCUGCUCGAAACCGGCUUAUAUUUCCUACAAAAGUGCUGCAUUUUUAUAAUGCUCCUGUGGAGAUGGAUGAACAGAAAAUAAGGGAGGCGAGUGUUCUUACAGGAGCAGUAUUUUCAAAACGCGGUGCUCCAGAGCUGAAGUCAGUGACAGUUUUUAUUGGACGAAGUGAUAGGUCAUCAUCAGGUUUUGUGGAAUUGGAGAGUGUCGAAAAGGCAAAUGAGGCUCUUGCCCUUGUUAACCAUGCCCCAAUUGUCAGCCCACAUGGAAAGACUCCGUAUAUUUUGAAGAUGGCCUACGCUGCUUCACGACAAUCCGAUGAUCCAUCGGGCGACGCAAACGGAGGUGAAGACGCAGCCGGGGGACCACCACGAGGAGGCCUUCGUGGGGGACUCCGGGGGAGUGGACGGUUUGUUAAAGUAUUAAUGUGUUUCUAUGCGUCAGCGUAUCGUGUCCCAUUCGAUCUUCCCGAUGGAUCCUCAGCGUUCCGUGAUUUUUCGAUGUUAGCUCUACAGCGCUUCUCAACACCAGAUGCAGCUGCUCGCGAAACCCGCUAUAUUUCGCUUACAAAAGUCUGUUCAUUUUUUAUAAGUCCUGUGGAGAUGGCAGAACAGAAAUAUAGGAGCGGCUUAUUCGCUCAGGUAUUUUCAAAACGCGGUGCUCCAGAGCUGAAGUCAGUGACAGUUUUUAUUGGACGAAGUGAUAGGUCAUCAUCAGGUUUUGUGGAAUUGGAGAGUGUCGAAAAGGCAAAUGAGGCUCUUGCCCUUGUUAACCAUGCCCCAAUUGUCAGCCCACAUGGAAAGACUCCGUAUAUUUUGAAGAUGGCCUACGCUGCUUCACGACAAUCCGAUGAUCCAUCGGGCGACGCAAACGGAGGUGAAGACGCAGCCGGGGGACCACCACGAGGAGGCCUUCGUGGGGGACUCCGGGGGAGUGGA